Caenorhabditis sp. 36 PRJEB53466 is the source of this 2875-nucleotide messenger RNA. The record is from the annotation of a GenBank genome assembly. Lineage: Eukaryota; Metazoa; Nematoda; Chromadorea; Rhabditida; Rhabditidae.
AUGUCACUGUCCAGUGGUGUUAUGGUCGUUCAGUUGGAUGUGAAGGAAGAGCCGAAAAGCCGGAUGACAAGUCCCGGACCAGUGGCUCCUCCAACCAUCCAAAUGUUCCCCCAACCGCCUGCCGUCUGUACUUUUGACUCGCUAUUCUCUUCGCUAAGCUCUCCACUAUUCGGUUGUGCUUCCGCCUCUGACAAUGUGAAUCAAUUGGCGUAAGUUGCGAGAUCACAAGUUGAUGUUCAUUAGACCACGAAGAAAACGUAACGUGCUCGGAGCGAAAGCGAACCGAACACAGCCGAAAACCUUUUUUUUUUGCGCGCGCGCGAACCAACCUUGUUUUGACACUUCUUCAUAUUCUCCGCUCGCCAAAAUCAAUGUUUUGUUUUUGUGCCGUGCGGCGACACAAAGCCGGAUUACUGUAGAAAGAGAAGGGAGAGUCGAAUAUCGAGAUCGGCCAGUUUGGAGAGGCGCAAAAAAGCGGCAUGCAGCCGUCGCAUCAAGUGCGUAUAAUCUGAAACAAUAUCUAUCUCUCUCUCUCUCUCUUCCGUUUUCUCUUUUUGCGGAAUACAGUUUGAUUUGCUCUGGAUCAGAGUUCAAAUAGUGUUAUGCACAGCUUUCUCUCCAGGAUCACUCCGCCCCCUUCUCCUGUCGGGUCGGGACAGAUCAAAAACCAGAUGCUAGAUCCCGUGCACAUCCCAAAUCCUAAAACCUAAGCUCAGAUUCUAAAUUCAAUCCCCAAAGGACCGUGUGUGGGCAUGACUUUCUAGUUUCGUAUCCCACUAAUUUUCCAAUAAUCAGGUGGUUUUAUUCUCGCAAUCUCACUAGUUUCCUCGCUCUAUAAGCUUGUGAUACUCACAGCCUAAAAAUGGCAUUCCCGUGCACUCUUCUGGGUGGUACAGUCAUGUCCUCUGAGUUGUUUCGUUUGUUCGAUCCCAUUCUAAUCGUUUUUCUAACUGAUCCCUUCCAGCAAAUUGCUCCUCAUGAUCACCAACUCAACAGCGAAUGAAUCGAAUCGAAAACUCGACACUUCUGAGCCAUCCACAUUUCAUUUCGACUGGAAUACAACUCUCAAAGAGGAGUAUGAUAUGGUGGAAAAGCUGAACUCUCCACAGUACACCAACCUAACGUCCACCUCCCCGCCCUCUUCCUCCGGUGCAAAAAGCUUGACACUGCGGACGAUACAAAUUCCGAAAAUAGAAUCGACGCUUUUGAGUGAGUAUGAGGGUGUCACAUGAGCUUUUCCGAUGACUAAGGUUUCACACUUCUAAAUCUCAGAAACGGGAAGGAAAUAACCAAGCUAAUAAUGAUGGCAAUAAACAAAAGGAAAAACGUGCUCCUUUAAAUGUGUUUUUCCAUAACUUUCAAGCUAAAACUUGCAAUAUAAUUCAAUUCCAGAUCACUGUGCUAUCUGCAAUUUUCCUAUUGUCGACAAAGAGAUAAGCGUUAUCGACAACAAAGGAUAUCAUCAUCAGUGUGUGCGUUGUUCAAUGUGUGACGUAAGAAACUUUUUUUUGAAAAAACAUUGUUCAAAUUUUGAUUCCAGGUUCCGUUAGGCUUUACCGACAAGUGUUAUGUUCGAGAUGGCUCGCUGUACUGCCGAACGGAUCAUGUCAAGUGAGUGAAACAUGUUUCAACUUUAACUUUCAAAUGAGAAAAACUCGUUUUUUUUCCAGACGGUACCAAAAGUGUUGCAUGAAGUGUGAAAUUCCACUGAACCGUGAUGAUAUGGUGAUGCGGGCGAAGGAUUUGAUCUUCCAUCACGCUUGCUUUAUUUGUUACGUGAGUUUUUGCUUUCCAUCUUUUCACAUAUUAUUUUUCUUUAGAUCUGUGGCACAAAACUGAACCCAGGAGACUACUAUACAAUGUCGCCACAAGGUCACGUCUAUUGCCAUGGUAACUCGAAAGAAAAACAGAGCCGAAUGGCAUAGCAUCAUCAUGUUUUCAGCUCAUUACAACGUGGUGCGUUCGACGGCGUUGUGCGAAGAACCGGCCGCUGCUCCUACCGUAGUCGUCGCCGCGCCGCCACCGGAACCGCUCGCCAGAGAACCAUCGACGGAAGCGGAAGGUUCGGAGGGGGAAAGAGCACUUGUAAUUAGUGAACAGCUACCGUACACUUGACUGGUAUAAGAGCUCAAGGGGGAAUGGGGACAUCCUCAUUAUAAUAAGAGGAUGUGUCUCAAUGAAUGUAUACAAACACAUGCGCGCAAUUAUAUCCCGGAAAGCGAACCCGGAGGUGUGAAUGAAUAGCUCUUGUUCUUCUCUAUGUGGUUCUGGUUAUACUCAAACUAAACGCAAAGUUCGAAAUCCAAUCCUCUCCGUGUGCAUUCGAAAUGAUAAGUAAAUAAUUAGUCGGUGGUGCAUAAAAAGAAACAUGGCCACAGGUGGUUGGAGAAAGACGGCGAUGCGAUACCUUGUAAGAAUCAAAUUUCAAGCAUGAGAGGCACUGACCCGCUAAUCCCUCAUUUAGUCAGAAUCCGAAUACGCGCGGGUCAGCUGAGAGACUAGGCAGGGGGAAACGGGAGAGUGGAGGGAAAAUUUUGAUUUGAAGUAGCCAUAUCACUAAAGAAGUGACACGAGAGUGUACUUUUCUUGAAGAAUGUUGAAGAAUGUAACUUUAGGCGCUCUAUUCAAUGGUAUAAGUAUCUUGAGCGCGCCUCCUACAAUCACAUAAACAACUGAUAGUAGAAAUUCAGGAUCAACUGACGAAGAACAAACGAGCGGUCAUCAGAGAUCUAAGAGAAUGCGAACUUCGUUCAAGCAUCAUCAACUACGCGCCAUGAAAACCUAUUUCGCUCUCAACCACAACCCAGAUGCCAAGGACUUGAAGCAGCUGGCUGCCAAGACCAACCUGACGAAGAGGGUCCUUCAAGUACGUUAA